Molecule: messenger RNA, 513 nt
Organism: Aspergillus piperis CBS 112811
Lineage: Eukaryota; Fungi; Ascomycota; Eurotiomycetes; Eurotiales; Aspergillaceae
Exons: 1
Coding region: 1-513 (170 amino acids)
Source: RefSeq, a predicted model, not a curated record
AUGGGUGGAGUGACCGGCCAUCGCGAACAUACCGGUAUCAAACCCACUGUGCCAGCAAUCCCAAGCUCAAGUUACGAGCUUUUUUCUUACUCUCUGCCGAUUGCCUAUCGUGCCGGCCAGACUGAUGUUGUUGGGUACUCAGACACGAUCAUUCUUGUUGAAGCAAGCACGGCCUCUGAACCCAGACAGCCGAUCCGACCCGCCAAUAUCUCCUACUCUGCCUGGUUAGAUUUUCUAAAGUCGGAUUGUGAAUACAAUAGCUUGACAGAAGAUGUGUAUAUGCGGGACGAUCAGCAGCCGUUCGCCAGAAUGAUUAACACGUUAAAUCGCCUUCGGUACAUGCUGCUCAAGACCCAGGGACCCGUCUGUCGCUUCGAGAUCCAGUCUAAGAGCCAUCCGCAUCCAUCACAAUCGAAUCCCGCCGGCCUUUUCAGCAUCCGUGACACCUGGCCAGCAAUGAGGCGAGGCCCCCCUGAGCCGGAUUCUGGCAAAGGAAGGGGAAAACCAUGGUAA